AUGGGUAUCAAAAAGUUGGGUGCAGGUAAAGCAAAAGAUUUAGUUGAACUUCAAGCGAAGUAUUUGAAGUGGGGUACAGAUAUUUUUGCGCCUCACAUCGCAAAAAAAUUCAAUAGCAUCAUUCAACAACGGUUCCCUUAUGAUUGGACUACUAGCUUAGCAAUACCUCUUUUCAAGAGUGGUGAUGUCAAUAAUCCCUCCAAUUAUAGAACCGUUAUGAUAAAUCUUUUGUUUGCGAAGUUAUUUGGCAAUAUGAUAAAUCACAAAAUCAACAAGUGGGCGGAAAAAAGUGAUAAACGUGCUAAAGGGCAAGCAGGUUUCAGACCUAAGCAUUCCACAGUAGAUCAUGGUAUUACUCUAGGCACAUCAUUGGAAAAGUCUGGGAGCAAAAAGAGGAAGCCUUUUAUUGCUUUGUGA
Molecule: messenger RNA, 417 nt
Organism: Cryptomeria japonica (Japanese cedar)
Lineage: Eukaryota; Viridiplantae; Streptophyta; Pinopsida; Cupressales; Cupressaceae
Exons: 1
Coding region: 1-417 (138 amino acids)
Source: RefSeq, a predicted model, not a curated record